This is a messenger RNA of Angiostrongylus costaricensis, 231 nucleotides long. The record is from the annotation of a GenBank genome assembly. Lineage: Eukaryota; Metazoa; Nematoda; Chromadorea; Rhabditida; Metastrongylidae.
AUGGUGGGCCGGUUAGUUUUUCUUCGUGUUAAUGUUUCCCUAGUUUAUAUUCUGGUAGGGCCAGAAGUCCGUUCAAGUUGCCUUGCAGAAUUCACUGGUUCAUCGGGUAAGCGAUCAAAAGCCGAGCGUGUGGAACACAAACACAGCAAUCCUGGUGAUGAUACGAGAAAAGUCGUGCAAAUUGCGCAAAACGGUGAAGCCAAGAGGCGGGAACAAGCACUUGGCAAAUGA